CUGGAUUAUUAUACCUAAAGGAGAGAGAAAUCAUGUUGAAGGGGCUGGCAUUUAUUGCUGUAGUCCUUGUUACUUUGACUUACAAUGAAGUGAAGUCACAAAGUGUUGCUAUAACUGGCCCUGCAACUGUGACAAGAAAUUUUGGAGAGAGUGUGACAUUUGAAUGCACUGCAAGUAGUUUAACAAUGGGUUUGUUGUAUACCAUUGGUUUUUAUAAUGAAGCAGGAGUUAAUGUUGGUGGAACUGUGUCUAAUAAUAAUGUAGGUACUCUCAGUAGAUCACUCACUAUUGAUAAUAUUGGUAGUGGUGAUGUUGGUAGAUACACUUGCAGACUUGAAUCUAUUUUAGCAAAUUUGAUUUCCAUUCUGUUACAUUACAAGUGUCACCUGAAAAUCACGUAACUGUUGAUCGAGCACCUUCUGUUUCAGUAAGCAAUGGAGAUAGUCUCACAAUGACUUGUUCUACUCCUGCUGGUCCUUCUAAUUCAUUCACCUGGUACUUUCAUGAAGAUCCUUGUGAUCCUAAUUUAGCAACUUUUAAUCCAUGGGCUUUUACUGUAAGUGGUGGUGUUUUGGUGGGCAUGGGAGCAAGCUACGUCAUCAAUUCUGUUGAUACUUCUACUGACGGUUGCUAUAUCUGUCACGUUACAAACAGUGCUGGCUCUGGAUUCAAUGCAACUACUGUGUACAUUGCUCUAAAUAUUACUGUCCACCCAAACCCUAUAGUGACAACUGAAAUCAAUGGUAACGUGACUUUAUCUUGUGAUGCUGAUGCUAGCCCUUUCCCAACUUACCAAUGGGAAAAAAAGGACACUAGUGGGAGCUUUGUAGAGCUACAAAAUGAGACUAAUAAUGAACUUGAGAUCAUCUCAGUAAAGUUUGAGGAUGCAGGAGAAUACCGUUGUGUAGUUUCCGAUGGAAUGUUGAAUUCUAUUGCAUCUGAUGUUUCUACUGUAUAUGUGUCUCCCAAUGGUUCCGUCAUUAUUGAGCCCUCAUUCCUGAUAGCAGAGUAUGGCUCAAGUCCAUCUUUCAAUUGUACAGCUGAAGGUGGACCCAAUAAUACAUUCUACUGGUAUUAUAACAUCUCUGGCACAGUCUGCAAUGAGGACUGUACUGGAACUGAUGAGAGCUUCAAUGAUUUUCUAUCAAACAUAAACAGUUCAAUCAACCUGACAUUAGUUGGUACUGAUCCAGUCCUUACUCUUCGUAACAUUGAUUCAUCAGUUGGUGGUACUUAUCAUUGUGUUGUUAUCAAUGAGGCUGGGUUUGAUUUUGAAACUGCUAGUCUCUACAUUACUCCAACUAUUGUCACUCAUCCAAUGAGUGUUAAUACUUCUGCUGGUUCCUCCAUGAUUAUGUUGUCAUGUAUGGCUGAUUCUUUUCCUGACCCUGAAUAUCGCUGGGAGAAAAGCAGCACUAAUGAAGGACCAUAUACUGAAAUAGCUAAUAGUGAAGGCUCUACUUAUGCUUUGGGUACCAUUUUACAUUCUACUAAUGGAUACUAUCGUUGUAUUGCAUAUACUAAUGUAUCUAAUAUCAUCAAUGAGACUGCUUCUAAUCCAGCAAUUGUUUCUGUAAAUCCUUCAGGCAGUAUUAUGGUCUCAGUCAGUAGUGCCACAGUCAGUGGUGGAGACAAUGUAACCUUUACAUGUACUGCUGGAGGAGGACCAGGAAAUACUUUUGCUUGGAGACAUAAUGCUAUUGCAAUCAGUGAUGGAGGACGAUUCAUAAUAGAAUCAACUUCUUUCAGUACACUUACUGUUACUGAUGUAAUUGGAGCAGAUUUUGGUACAUAUGUUUGUGAAGUAUCAAAUCUUGCUGGAAGUGGUACUGCUACUUCAAGAAUUACAACAUCACCUGAGGGAUUUUCAACCAUUAGUCCUGUCAAUAAUAUAACAUUGGACAGAGGAGAUGAUAUCACACUAAAUUGUGCUACAACUGCUGGUCCUUCUAAUAGUAUUAUGUAUGAUUGGCUCCAUAAUGCAACACAGAGUGUUUGCUGCCCUCUUGGACAAAAUGCUAACAUCACCGAAUUGGUACAGCAAAACACUGUUUCACGUGUUGGUAUGAGCUCUGAUCUUGAGCUUACUUCAGUCAAUGCUUCUCAUGGUGGUACAUAUGAGUGUAUACUAUCCAAUGAUGCUGGAUAUGAAGCACUCAGUACUAGUGUCUUCAUUAGACCAUACUUUGUUG
Amphimedon queenslandica is the source of this 2192-nucleotide messenger RNA. Its product is annotated as hemicentin-1-like. Lineage: Eukaryota; Metazoa; Porifera; Demospongiae; Haplosclerida; Niphatidae. The transcript has 9 exons. The record is from RefSeq and is a predicted model, not a curated record. The annotation marks the transcript as partial.